AUGCUCGACGACACGCUAGAAGCAGCAGCAGACAAGUACGCUACCCUCUUCUCCGUCGUACUGACUGUCGUCGUCGUCCUGUCCACGCUCUUCACGGUCUUGCUACUCACGCUACCUGGCCAGUAUGAUCCUUACAAGGACAAGUCGCUAAAGUUUGUCGACGAGCACGGCAUAGAGAUCAAAGCAACAACAAGAGAUGGAAAGGAGCUCCCACAAUGGAAGAAUGCGCGGUCCGUUCAGGUUGUUGUGCUGGGCGAUAUCGGACGAUCCCCCCGCAUGCAAUACCAUGCCCUGAGCUUCGCCAAACACGGCGCCAGAGUCACUCUUAUCGGCUACCAAGAGUCUGAGAUACUCCCAGAGAUAGUCUCAAACCCAUUGAUUGACAUCAUCCCCCUCUCCCCAGCACCCGCUAGCCUGCGUUCAAGCAGCAAGCUUCUCUUCCCCAUCUUGGCUCCUCUCAAAGUACUCUGGCAGAUUUUCUCCUUGUACACUGCACUAGGCUACCGCUCCCAGCCCGCAAGAUGGACGCUUGUACAAAAUCCCCCUUCAAUACCGACACUCGCAGUUGCGAGUCUGGUUUGCUUCCUACGACGCACUGACCUGGUCAUCGAUUGGCAUAACUUUGGCUACUCCAUUCUGGCCAUGAAACUUGGUGGCUCUCACCCCCUCGUCAGAAUAUCGGAGAAGUACGAAAAGAUGUUUGCUAAGGCAGCUUCACACCACAUCACCGUGACCGACGCAAUGGCCCGCGUUCUCAAAGUCGACUAUGGAGUAACUGCCCAAGCCCUGCAUGACCGUCCGGCAUCUAUAUUCCAGCCCAUCAGGGCUGAAGAGCGCGCCAAAUUCCUCAAGAGACUUCCGGAAACGGCUGAGUUUGCAAAGGAUCUGUCACCUAGCUCCAAGACACCCUGGAAACUCAUCGUAAGCGCCACCUCCUGGACAGCCGACGAAGAUUUUUCUCUCCUCUUAUCCGCUCUCGUUGCCUACUCUGCCGAAUGCACUUCAAAGACAUAUCUGCCCAGGAUCCUUGCCAUCAUCACCGGCAAAGGACCCCAGAAGGAAUACUAUCUUUCCAAGAUCAACGAGCUGAACCAGCAGAAGAAACUCCAGAACGUCAUCAUCAAGACGGCAUGGCUUACCCAUGCCGACUAUGCUCUCCUUCUUGCCUCUGCUGAUCUCGGUAUCUCGCUACAUACAUCCUCCUCUGGCGUCGAUCUUCCAAUGAAAGUCGUCGACAUGUUUGGCGCAGGAUUGCCCGUCGUGGGCUGGGGAAAAUUCGAGGCAUGGCCCGAACUAGUUAAGCAGGGCGUGAAUGGCCUGGGGUUCCAGAGCCCUGAGGAGCUUGCUCUGGAUUUGGCUGCAUUCUUUGGCAGUGAUGGCAGAUUAAGAGAGACACUAAAAGUAGGCGCUCUCAGAGAAAGCGAGCACAGAUGGGACGAUGAAUGGGAUGGUGUAGGCGGAAAGUUAUUCAAGCUGAUCUGA
This is a messenger RNA of Bipolaris zeicola 26-R-13, 1482 nucleotides long. RefSeq names its product glycosyltransferase family 33 protein. Lineage: Eukaryota; Fungi; Ascomycota; Dothideomycetes; Pleosporales; Pleosporaceae. The record is from RefSeq and is a predicted model, not a curated record. The coding region runs from base 1 to 1482 and encodes 493 amino acids. Gene Ontology annotation, molecular function: mannosyltransferase activity. Gene Ontology annotation, cellular component: endoplasmic reticulum. The transcript has 2 exons.